Labeo rohita (rohu) is the source of this 929-nucleotide messenger RNA. RefSeq names its product selenoprotein U1b (gene selenou1b). The transcript is spliced from 5 exons. The record is from RefSeq and is a predicted model, not a curated record. Lineage: Eukaryota; Metazoa; Chordata; Actinopteri; Cypriniformes; Cyprinidae.
CUGUGAGCGUUUGUGAGCGAUGGAGCCGGUGACCCGCACCGUCAGCUCUCUGGGUCUGACCGUCAUCGAGGCGUUACGAUCUUUCACUGAGCUGUUUCUCACACAGCCUCUGUGCGCAACGCUCUCUCAUCUGGGUGAGACUGACCUCAGAACGCUGGACGGAGAUGAUCGGGUGUUUAAGGCCAGAGAACUGUGGGAGAGUUCAGGAGCCGUAAUCAUGGCCGUGAGGAGACCGGGAUGAUUCCUGUGCAGAGAGGAGGCGUCUGAUCUCUCCUCUCUGAAGUCUCAGUUAGACGAGCGUGGAGUGGCUCUGGUCGCUGUGGUCAAAGAGAACAUCGGCUCAGAGAUUCACGACUUCAGACCUUACUUUAACGGAGAGAUCUUCCUCGAUCAGCAGAGAGGGUUCUACGGGCCGCAGGAGCGCUGGAUGGGCGUCUCGGGGAUUCUGCGGGCUGGCGUUUGGAUGAACGGUUGGAGGGCGUAUCAGAGCGGAUACGGGGGAAACGUGCGGGGUGAGGGCUUCGUCCUGGGUGCGGUUUAUGUCAUCGGACCGGGUCAACAGGGAAUCCUACUGGAGCACAGAGAGAUGGAGUUUGGAGACAAAGUCAACAUGUCUGACGUCAUUCAGGCUAUUGAACAGAUAAAAACUGAUAUUAAAAAAGCCUAACAUAUCACUCACUUACUGAAAACUCCUACAGCUUGAAUGUUUGUUAUUCUAACCUGAAUAUGAAUCUUGAAAAUAGCAGAAAAUGUAAAGCCAUCCAUAUGUAAACACUAGUGAUAUAUAUGUGUGUGUGUGUGUGUGUGUGUGUGUAGUUGAUGACAGACUGACUCUAAACUCAAAUGACGGAUCAGUCUCGAUGUUUCACGCUCUACAUACACACGCAAAAACCUAUAAAAUACACCAAUAAAACACACACUAGAGUCGA